Molecule: messenger RNA, 607 nt
Organism: Saprolegnia parasitica CBS 223.65
Lineage: Eukaryota; Oomycota; Saprolegniomycetes; Saprolegniales; Saprolegniaceae
Exons: 5
Coding region: 42-566 (174 amino acids)
Biological process (GO): intracellular protein transport
Cellular component (GO): endomembrane system
Molecular function (GO): GTPase activity
Source: RefSeq, a predicted model, not a curated record
CCAGCCGUUGCGGCAGUGGAUCUUUCUACAGUGACCGUUCGAUGCCGUCGCUCAAGGUGCUCGUCGUCGGCCCGAAGGAGGGCGGCAAGACCGCGAUCGCCAACUUCCUGGCCGAGGGCACGGAUCGACUGGGUAACCAGGAGCGGUACCAGCCCACGAUUGGAGUCCGCAUUCUUGAAUGCGAGAAGAACCUCGGGCGCGGCCAAGUGAGCGUGGAGUUUUGGGACUGCUCGGGCGAUCAAAUCUACGAAGCGUGCUGGCCCGCCAUACUGAAGGACGCGCACGCAACGCUGCUUGUGUACAACCCCGAGAGCCACGUGCACGAGAGCGAAGUGACCUUGUGGUACGAGUGGUUUGUGCAGAACGCGGGCCUGGAUCCAAGCCAAUGCCUCGUUUUCGCGCACUCGCCCAACAAGACGGGCGGGCGCGGCAAGGUGAACCUUCCGCCGUCUCUCAAGACGGUGCAGACCAACUAUGAGGCCGCGACCGUGCUCAAGUCGGAGUUUGACGCGUUCCUCCUUACUGUCCAGGACGCCGUGCAGCGGCAGCAGCGCAGCCGCAAAUGAACGCACCCAGUAGCACCCGAUAAUACAAAGCUCAUUCGUUG